Molecule: messenger RNA, 900 nt
Organism: Capronia epimyces CBS 606.96
Lineage: Eukaryota; Fungi; Ascomycota; Eurotiomycetes; Chaetothyriales; Herpotrichiellaceae
Exons: 2
Coding region: 1-900 (299 amino acids)
Source: RefSeq, a predicted model, not a curated record
AUGCCGACGAAAAUGAAAAGCCGGCCACAGGUGUACCCGCGAGCACCAUUCCACAUCAUCCGAGCCAUAGCCUUCGUCUGCGCCAGUAUCGUGUCGGGGAUAUUGAUCUACUUCUGCGUCCAGUUGAAGCAUGACGACUUCAAACUGCCCUGGACGUUUAUAAUCAUCCUUGCAGCAACUCUUUCGUCACUCCUGACUUUAGUGCUGUCCAGCAUCAUCUACUCCUGCGCAUUCCUGUCGCCGCUCUUCAAUCUAUUGACCAACCUCCUGAUCCUGAUCGUUUGGACGGUCGGCCUGGCCCUGUUGACAUGGAACCUAUAUGGGGCUCUCGGGCAUAGCUGUAGCCGGGCGAAUUGGGGGUCGGACGACGGCAUGAUGGUGUGCCGGACGUACAAGGCGCUGUAUUCUUUUUCAUUAUUCGGCUGGCUCGCCCAGAUCGCCCAGAUCGUUCUCGACGUGCGCAGCCGCCGCACCCAGACUGCUUUGGGCAAAUACGACAAAAUGAUGGUCGACCCAACCCAGCAGCAGGCAGAUCUGAAGCUCGACGCCCUUGGCGGCAGCAACAAUAGCAGCACUCAAUCGGGGUUCUUGACCGACGCCAACACUCGCGAUCCUAAUGGCACUGGCGCUGAUGUACCCUACGGGAUCUACGACUAUCGCGGCGCUGAAGGCAGGCGUGCUCUCCGAGAAAGAGAAGGAGAGACACAGCGACUUAAUGGGGCCCAUAACACCAGUCCUUCGAGGGACCACAGGCCGACUCGGGCGUCUUGGGAUGCGGACAACGGGUAUGGACGCACCGGCACACCGUUGAGGGCGGCCGACUUCAAUUAUGAUCGUGAUCGCUAUGCGACUCAGACAGGAUACGGGAAUAGUGGUUAUGGAUAUGGGCCACACCGGUGA